UCAUAACAACAAUAAGUAAGCAGUCUUCACAGAGUAAAACAUCACAUGAGGAUGAAGAUUCUUUAAAACUCAAUUCCAAUAUUCAUGAUAUCACUGAUAACAAUAAUUCCAUAUCAACAGAACUUGAACCGCAACCAAAAAAAGCUAGAAAAGGUGGUUAUAGAUUUGAUAAA
Racocetra persica is the source of this 173-nucleotide messenger RNA. The record is from the annotation of a GenBank genome assembly. NCBI's taxonomy places the organism in Eukaryota, Fungi, Glomeromycota, Glomeromycetes, Diversisporales, Gigasporaceae.